UUCCACUUCAGCACAGCAAUCAGCUGCUUCGUCUGCUCAGCGAAGUUGAGUCAACACGCCGGGAAUCUCACUGCCUGGAUUCUUGUGGCGUCUCCACACUCGGAGUCAUCUUUUUUCUGCCGGGAUUUUUUUGUCAUUCUCUGAUAGAAACCCGUUUUUGCUUGAAAUGUGUUGGUAGACACUAAUAGUUGAGUUGCAACCAUUAACCGCCCAGUCAUUAAGUACCUGCGGAUCUACUGCAGGGGAGUUUUCACCAGCAAGGAUACAGCAGAGAACCUAAAACAAUAAGGAUCUUCAAAGAAGUGAACAAUGCUCAGACUAGGGACCAUCAUUUGCACUUUUUCUGUGCUGGCUAUUGCAGCAAGAGCAGCUUUUAUGGCACGGAACUGCAGCGAGGUGAGGGAGGCUUGUAUCGGGAAAGGCUUCAGCUUCGCACAUGUUCCUCUUCAGGAGAUCCCAGGUGAACAUCUCCGGGUAUGUCCUCAGGGAAACACAUGUUGCACCCAGGAAAUGGAGGACACAUUUGGCCAGCAGAGCAAACAGGACUUUGAGAAUCUUGUUGAUGAAAUUAGUCAUGAAUUGAGAAGCACCUUUGUUUCCAGACAUAAAAGAUUUGACGAAUUCUUCCUGGAGCUACUGGAAAACACGGAGAGGUCCCUGAAUGAGAUGUUUGUGAGGACUUACGGCAAGCCUUACAUGCAGAACUCAGAGGUCUUUGAGAACCUGUUUGCAGAGCUGAAGCGCUAUUACACAGGAGGAAAUGUUAACCUGGAGGAAAUGCUUAAUGACUUUUGGUCGCGGCUACUGGAGCGUAUGUUCACGCUGCUCAACUCCCAGUACGUCAUCACUGAGGACUAUCUGGAGUGUAUCAGUAAGUACACCGACCAGCUGAAGCCCUUUGGAGACGUGCCCAGGAAACUCAAGGCUCAGGUUACCCGGGCAUUCAUCGCUGCACGCACAUUUGUCCAAGGGCUCUCUGUUGGCCGGGAGGUGGCCCAGAGAGUGUCCAAGGUAAGCAGCACUCCAGCAUGUAUUCGGGCACUCACCAAGAUGCUGUACUGCCCCUUUUGUCAGGGCAUGCCAGCAGUUAAACCCUGUAAGAACUACUGCCUGAAUGUCAUGAAGGGCUGCCUGGCAAAUCAGGCUGAUCUGGAUCCAGAGUGGAACCUGUACAUCGAUGCCAUGCUGCUGGUGGCACAGAGGCUGGAGGGACCUUUCAAUAUUGAAUCUGUCAUGGAGCCUAUUGAUGUCAAGAUUUCAGAGGCCAUCAUGAAUAUGCAAGAUAACAGUGCCCAGGUCUCCUACAGGGUUUUUCAAGGCUGUGGCCAGCCCAAAGCCGCAGGAAUGACUAGGUCUACCCGCGGUGUUUCGGAUGUGUUCAGCGCUCGCUUCAGGCCAUACAGCCCAGAGGAGCGCCCUACCACUGCAGCUGGCACAAGCUUAGACAGACUGAGGAUUGUUUGGAAUGCGAUGCAACACAGUGUGUUUGACAUAAAAGAGAAACUGAAGCUGUCAAAGAAAUUUUGGUCCAAGCUGCCCGAGGCGAUGUGUGUGGAGGACAGAGUGACCGCUGGAAAUGCCAGCGAUGAGGAGUGCUGGAAUGGACACACCAAGGGCAGAUACUUUCCUGAAGUCCAAAAGGAUGGACUCACCAACCAGUUGAAUAACCCUGAGGUGAGUGUGGACAUCACCCGCCCGGACACCUUAAUCCGCCAGCAGAUCAUGGCUCUCAGGGUGAUGACCAACAAGUUGAAAAAUGCCUACAACGGCAAUGACAUCUACUUCCAAGACUCAAGUGAUGAAGGCAGUGGCUCAGGCAGUGGCAGCGGCUGCACAGAAGUCUGCCCCACAGAAAUGGACGGUGCUGCCUCAGAAGCCCCGGUGGUGGAAGCUGAUCGGCGCGGGCCUGUGGAUGACUCUGCCCCGCACCGUGAAUCCUCUGUAGCACUGCCAACCAUUCUGGCCCUCUCAGCCCUGGCACUCCACCAGCUAUGGAGAUAAUGCUGGAGGAACCAGCUAAACAUGGACAGCAGGGUUUUUCUUUUCUUUUUGCAGUUUUUGUAUUCGGGCAGGUUGGAGCUACAGUCAGGCCGACUAUCCAUGCUGCCAACCUCGAGGCUAGAGGAGUCUGCUCUGAAAAAGAGAGCAGCCAUGCAUCGUGAUUUCCCACUUUCCCAAAGAUCGUGCAGUGCCAUCCUUACACUUGACAUUUUAUGGCAUCACCUCACCACCUAACACUGAUGCCGACCCAACAAACUCUGCUUCAGAGAUUUCUUGCACAUAUGGCAGGUAUUAAUGUAGUUCUCCAUGUGGAAAAAUAUAAAACGCACUUUGAUUGUUUUGAUUUUCUUUUUUACGCAAAAAAUGUUUGUGUUGAAAAAGGUUGAGAAUGUGGUCACAUUAGGUAACAUUAUAUUUUAAAACAAGUACAGAGGAUAAUGACAGAAGAAAAAAAAAAGGAACAUUUUGUUUUUGCCGCAAGUUUUAAUUGAAUCCUUGUUCCAUUGCCAUUAAAUCAUGUGCCAAUUA
Molecule: messenger RNA, 2529 nt
Organism: Eleginops maclovinus (Patagonian blennie)
Lineage: Eukaryota; Metazoa; Chordata; Actinopteri; Perciformes; Eleginopidae
Gene: gpc6b
Product: glypican 6b
Exons: 10
Coding region: 310-2001 (563 amino acids)
Biological process (GO): cell migration; regulation of signal transduction; regulation of protein localization to membrane
Cellular component (GO): extracellular region; cell surface; synapse
Source: RefSeq, a predicted model, not a curated record